Molecule: messenger RNA, 1268 nt
Organism: Glossina fuscipes
Lineage: Eukaryota; Metazoa; Arthropoda; Insecta; Diptera; Glossinidae
Gene: dgt2
Product: augmin complex subunit dgt2
Exons: 3
Coding region: 55-753 (232 amino acids)
Source: RefSeq, a predicted model, not a curated record
AAAAACAAAGCGGGAUAAAUCGUAAUUUUUCGAGAAAUAACAAAAAUUUUUCAAAUGGAUUGCGACGCAGUUCGUUUAUUGAAUGCUGAAAGCCGUGAGCAAUUGCUCAAGGUGAGGAAUGAGGAACUGGCUAAUGUCCGAAAACUGCAAGUAAUUGUUCAACACCUGAAAUCUAUGAAUUGCAAAGAAAUUCCCUUACCUGAUCAUGAGCAAGUUGAAAAAGCCCAAAAGCUAUUAAAAAUUGCAAAUCAUUUGCAUUUAAAUGAUAAAAAGGACGAAUAUGUAUUAGAUAUCGGAGCCAUGUGUGCGGUUAAUUUAAGCUACUCUGAACGAGGUGCUGUACGCCGCCAACUAAUUAAGGAUAUCCAAGAAAAACUUUCUCCUAUAAGAGAUUUUGGGCAAAAAUUGCGUUCCGAACUGCCAGAAUUAUUAAAUGAAAAGCUUGAUCCUCGGUUCCUAAUUAUUGAGUUGGAAAAGCGACGUCGUUCGAAUUUGGAAAAGAUUGUUGAAUUCCGUCAACGUAAAUGUCAGCUACUAAAAAUGGCUGCCGAUCUUAAAAUGGGUCCCUAUCUUGGUAACGAGCUAGAAUUGCUUUUGAUGAGAGCGAACCGAGAUCUUCUAAAGGCGAAAGUUUUGCACAGUUAUUUUAUUAACGAACUGCUGACACGUAGUGAACAUAGUUUGAAAUCUAUACAAGAAGUAGAGGGUUAUAUUAAUGAUACUCUAAGACAAGUGGAAGGAAAUGUCAUAUAAAAAAUCAUUUUCCUCAGGCUUAUCUUUGUCAAGUAAAUUUGAUGUUACAUCGGAAUGUUAUGUGCGGAGAGGAACAAAUAAAUAAAAAACUACUGUCUACAUAUCUGCCUGGCACAGCCUUCAUUCAACGCAUUCUAGGAAAAUAACUUACAUUUUGAACGAAAAAAAAGUAAAACAAUGUAAAUGAAAAGAAAAUUAUAUAAUAUAAUAUGUCUAACCCGAGAUACCCCCAAGCACUUAAGACUGUGAACAAUAUCUAUUCUGUAAUCGCCAAUCAAGAUAUCCACGUAGAGAAGAUAAUCAUCCUUAUGACCAAAAAGCAUAGAUUUCGAUUUGGGACGGUUGGUGAGUAGGAUGUUCGCCAAUAAUCAUUCCGAGAAGAAUACUAACACUAUAAUUGAUGUUUGACUCAAACCUGAAACUCAAAUCAAACAUUGUAAAGCCGAUUAAAAUCGGUCAAAUGGUGGGCAAAACUAUUAUAGAUAUUGCGAGCGUUACAGAUUCGAUUUUACCCU